AUGGCAAGAGCCUUGCUCGUGAAGGGAUGCAUCACCGGCAGCGUGGUCGGCAUCACCGUCGCCGACUGGGUCGCCUCCGUCGUCAGCAUGGACGGCGCCUCCAGGCACCCCACCUUCGACCCGCAGCAGGCCGAGCGCGCUCUGGUGGAGAAGCGCUGCCUCUACCGCUACGACUUCUCCCGCGGCGACGUCGUCGUGUUCAGGUCGCCAAGGAACCAUCGUGAGCUGAUGGUGAAGAGGCUGAUUGCGCUGCCUGGGGAUUGGAUCCAGAUCCCGGAGAAGCAGGAGAUCCGGCAGACCCCGGAGGGCCAUUCUGGGUUGAAGGGGACAAUGCCGCCCUCAGCUUUGACUCGAGAUCCUAUGGCCCUGUUCCUAUGGAAAAUGAUAUUGGUUCUAGGAAGCAGUUCACAAGGUGGGCACCCUACACCCUCUGCUCCACCUUUACGAGAUGACAUGCCCUGGGCUUUGGUACCAUCAGGAGUUCAACCAGACCAUGAGAGCCUACAUUUCAUUGAGGAGAAGAUCAGGGGCCUCGAGAAGAUCAGGGAUGAGCUAAAGAUCAAGAAACUGCAAAACGAGCUGAUUGUGGCCAAGAGUGAGCUCAAACAGUCAAUGAGAGUGAUCAAUGGUAGUAAGAAGGUUUUGCUGGAUAGUGCUUUGAAUCAGCUCAAAGCAUACAAGAACCUAGAGGCACUUAGUCAGUAA
Molecule: messenger RNA, 705 nt
Organism: Miscanthus lutarioriparius
Lineage: Eukaryota; Viridiplantae; Streptophyta; Magnoliopsida; Poales; Poaceae
Source: the annotation of a GenBank genome assembly